AUGCUGGUCAGACAUCACACCGCGCCCCUCUAUCGUGUCGGCGUCGACGUCGGCGGCACAAACACGGAUGCCGCCAUUCUCGACAUUACUUCAGUUGACACGCCGGACCGCGGUGUCCUGGCAUCUCACAAAGCAUCAACCACACCCGACAUUUCGAGCGGCAUCGAGGCCGCCAUCCGUGCUGUUCUGCAAAAUUCGGCUGUCGAUCAGACCCGCGUGCUGAGCGUCACCAUUGGCACAACCCACUUCAUCAAUGCCUUGGUUGAGGCUGAUGCACGAAGACUGAGCCGCGUCGCCGUCGUGCGUCUCUGUGGCGCGUUUACAAGACAGAUCCCACCAUUUUCUGACUUCCCCGCUGGUCUGAGGCGCGUGCUCGAUGGAGAUGCCUAUUAUCUCGAUGGCGGUCUCGAAAUUGACGGCCGUGAGAUUGCGCCGCUCGACCAUGACCAGAUCAGGCAAGUCGCGAGAGACAUCCUCGCCAGCGGCGUCAGGUCGGUGGCUCUCGUCGGCGUCUUUGCACCGCUUGACCACGCCGGCGUCCACGAGGAGAUGUGCAAGAGGAUCCUGCUCGAAACGGCCCCCGAGCUCGAUGUUGUCUGCUCUCACGAUAUCGGCCCUCCUGGAUUCCUCGAACGAGAAAACGCCACGGUUCUGAACGCCGCCAUUCUGCGCACUGCGAGAAAAGUCACCUCUGGCUUCAAGGCCGCCAUGUCGCGGCUCAAUCUGGCGUGCCCCCUCUACCUGUCGCAGAACGACGGCACCUUGAUCGAUGCCGACGCCGCAGCUGAGUACCCCAUCAAGACCUUUGCCAGCGGUCCCACGAAUAGCAUGACGGGCGCCGCCUUCCUGGCUGGUCUGGAUCAGACGCGAACAUUGGACUCGGCCUCCAGUGGCGAGACUCCGGAAGACGACGUGGAGCCGCAGGUCCUGGUGGUCGAUAUCGGCGGCACGACAACGGACGUUUGCGCGCUUCUGCCCUCGGGCUUCCCCCGCCAGGCCCCCGGCUUUGUGGAAGUCGGUGGUGUGCGGACGGCUUUUUCCAUGCCCGAGGUUGUCUCCGUCGGGCUCGGCGGUGGCAGCAAAGUGCACGUCGGCUCUGAUCCGGCGACGGUGACGGUCGGCCCUGGCUCCGUGGGGCACUUGUUGAAGCAGCAGGCUCUCGCUUUUGGUGGCACGACGUUGACGACGACGGAUAUUGUGGUCGCAACGGGCAAGGCCAAACUUGGAGACCGCAGGCUCAUUGAGAAUGUGCCGAUAUCCACCAUUGAUGCAGCACGGCGAAAGAUCAAGAAGAUGAUUGAGGGUGUCGUCGAGCAGAUGAAGGUAUCCGCGGCCCCGGUACACAUUCUCCUGGUCGGCGGUGGUGCACUGCUAGUGACGGAGGAUCUAGACGGCGUGGCCAAGUGCAUUCAGCCUGUCCACCAAGGUGCGGCCAACGCUGUUGGUGCCGCCAUUGGCAAGAUUUCUGGCGAGGUCGACGUCAUUGAGAUCCUCCAAGACCGAGAUGAGAAGGAGGUCGUCGCCGCGGCGUGCCAGAAGGCCAUCGACCAAGCCAUCAGCAAAGGUGCUGCGGCUGACGACGUCAGCGUCGUCGAGAUCAACAAGAUUCCCCUGCAGUACGUAGAUAACGGCGCCAUGAGGAUCCAGAUUCGGGCUGUCGGCAAGCUUGCAGUCCCGAAGGAUGGAACGCUAGCCAACAGCGUCGCAUACGCUGCGUCAGAUGAAGAGGAAGAGCAAGAGGAGCAGACGGCCAAGACGAACAUCUCCGAUGCCCUUGAGUCAACUUUCCGGCCAUCCAUCAAGGUUGACUUGGAGACCUACCGGCCUGAAGUCCGUAAUGACGCUUGGUACGUCUCGGAAGUCGACCUCGAACUGAUUGCGACGGGCUGCGGCGUUCUUGGCACUGGUGGCGGUGGCCCUACUCACCACGAGUUCUUGAAGAGUCUCGAUACAUUACGCAAGAGCGAACCUGGAAGGCUCCGGAUCAUCUCGCCCAAAUCCGUAAAAGAUGACGAUCUCAUCUGUUUCGGCUCGUGGUAUGGAAGCCCAAGCGUCAUCAACGAGAGGAUUGCAUCAGGGGGCGAGAUUCCGGCUGGAAUUGAUGCCCUCAUGAAGAUCUUGGGCAAGGAUAAGCCCGACGGCAUCUUCACCGACGAGAUCGGGGGCGGCAACGGUAUGAGCACAUUUCCCACUGCUGCUCACUAUGACAUUCCUGUUAUUGACGGGGAUGCCAUGGGCCGGGCCUAUCCUACUAUGUACCAAGCCACGUUGAGCGUUUACGGGCACCCGCUGACCCCAUGCGCCCUCUCCGACGCUCGCGGCAACGUCAACAUUGUCAUGAACACUGAUACCCCUUUCCGCCUUGAAAAACUGCUCCGCACCGCCGCCAUCGAACUAGGUCUCGGCUGUGCCGUCGCCGCCCGCCCCCUCCCCGGAUCCGCAAUUAAGGCUCAUGGCGUCCCAAACACGCUCUCACAAGCCUGGUACCUCGGCCGUGCUGUUCAUCUCGCUCGCAGGAACAAAACGUCCUUCAUCGAUGCCAUCUUUUCCCAGUGUGCUGGCAAGCUCCUCUUCACUGGCAAAAUAAUUGACGUGCGGCGUUUUGUGGGCGAUGGCUACACCAUGGGCAGCGUACUCAUUGCUCCGCUGACCGAUGGAGAGCUGGACUCCUCUAAAGCAUCGUCGCUCGCCGCACUGCAGGCCACCUCUGCUGCUCGAGAUAGACAUAUGCUCAUCCCCUUCCAGAAUGAGUACCUCUAUGCUGCCCUGACCGAUAGUGCCGGCUCCGAAGAUGGGCGCGAGGUCAUCUGCACAGUGCCGGAUUUGAUAUCAAUUCUUGGUCAAGACGGUGAAGCUAUCGGCUCUCAGGAUUUGCGAUACGGUUUGCGUGUUUCGGUCAUCGGACUACCUGCUCACCCGCUGUGGAAGACGGAGAAGGCCAUGCCCAUUGGUGGUCCUGCAGCUUUCGGCCUAAAUAUGCCGUUUGUUGGGGCAGGAGAGUAUGGGAGUGCGAAGAGCGUAUUGGAAGAGUUUGAGAUUGUAUAG
Messenger RNA from Verticillium nonalfalfae, 3045 nucleotides. RefSeq lists its product as uncharacterized. Gene Ontology annotation, molecular function: 5-oxoprolinase (ATP-hydrolyzing) activity. Lineage: Eukaryota; Fungi; Ascomycota; Sordariomycetes; Glomerellales; Plectosphaerellaceae. Gene Ontology annotation, cellular component: cytosol. Gene Ontology annotation, biological process: glutathione metabolic process. The record is from RefSeq and is a predicted model, not a curated record. Bases 1 to 3045 code for a protein of 1014 amino acids. The transcript has 4 exons.